GUCAAUGCCAAACUGUACAGAAAGCAAAAUGCGUGGACAUUGCCUUAAGUUCUUGUACUGAUGUUGCCUAUACUCAAACGAUGUAUCCUAAUCUUCUGGAUCAGAAGUCUCGAGAAGUGAUUGAGUACAGCUCUGAGUACAUCCUCAUCAGUGUGCUGCACAACUUGCUCCAGGGAGAAUGCAAUCCGGACCUGAGGCUCCUGGGCUGCUCGGUGCUGGCCCCGCAGUGCGAAAAGGACAAAGUUAUAAAGCCCUGCAGGCAUGUCUGUGAAAACCUGAAGAAAAAUUGCCUCCCUGCCUUUGAUGCAAUAGACAUGGCUUGGCCCUACUUCUUAGACUGCGACCGCUUUUUCGCUGGGGAAGAAGAGGGAUGUUUUGACCCACUGGCAAAGCUGCGAGGAGAAGUAGAGGUUGAGGAAGAUUUGCCUUCAGACUUGCCAGCAACUUUUAUUCAGUUCAAACACCAUUCAUACUCCCAAAUGGUGAGCACACUGAAGAAGACUGCUUCUAAAUGCUCCCAUAUUGCAACAACUUACAGCAUAGGUCGCAGUUUUGAAGGGAAGGAUCUUUUUGUGAUUGAGUUUUCAACCAAGCCUGGACACCAUGAACUGCUCAAGCCAGAAUUUAAGUACAUUGGCAAUAUGCAUGGAAAUGAAGUUGUGGGGAAAGAACUGCUAAUAUACCUCGCACAGUAUCUGUGUUCGGAGUAUCUUCUUGGGAAUCCUCGCAUCCAGACCUUGAUUAAUAACACCAGAAUUCAUCUCCUACCUUCACUCAACCCUGAUGGGUAUGAACUGGCUGCAGAAGAGGGAGCUGGUUACAAUGGAUGGGUCAUUGGACGACAGACAGCUCAGAACUUGGACCUGAACAGAAAUUUCCCUGAUUUGACGUCUGAGGCUUACAGAAGAGCUGGGAUUCGUGGGGCCCGCCUUGACCACAUCCCCAUUCCACAAUCCUACUGGUGGGGUAAG
Molecule: messenger RNA, 971 nt
Organism: Pelecanus crispus (Dalmatian pelican)
Lineage: Eukaryota; Metazoa; Chordata; Aves; Pelecaniformes; Pelecanidae
Source: RefSeq, a predicted model, not a curated record